Seminavis robusta is the source of this 480-nucleotide messenger RNA. The record is from the annotation of a GenBank genome assembly. Lineage: Eukaryota; Bacillariophyta; Bacillariophyceae; Naviculales; Naviculaceae.
AUGUCAAAAUCAAUGGAGGAAUUGAAUUCUUUGGCGGCCCACUGUGGUCUCGAAGAGAGUUCACAAGCCGAACUGGCAGUGGGUGGCUUCAUUCGAGUGUUGAAGAAGAGUGAGAAUUUUGACGAUGCAGAUGUGGACAAGAUUGUGGCGUUUUUGGAGGCAGAGGAGUUUGUCCAGGAAUAUGAAAAGAUUGAGUUCCGCAAAGGAAUUCCAAAACCUAAUCCCAUCAUCAUCAUGCUCCCAAAGCCAAAGCCUGGGCCGCCUCCGAUCAUGAUAGCCAGUGCCGUGGCCAAGGGUCUCAAGCGCAAGUCUCGAAAAGACAAAGAUGCCAUGCAUACAGAAGAUUGUGUCAAAAUACUCAAGUCCAAGAAAAUGAAGGAGGAAGACAUUGGGAAAUUUAUGUCCAGUUUCAUUGUCUUCGUGGAAUCCACGGUGGGUUUGGACACCAGCGAAGUGCUCUGCCUCCCCCAGAAGGACUAG